AUGCAACAUUCAUACGCACCCCCUACUCCAGGUAUUCUGAUUGGCUUGACGCGUGUCACCGACUACGCCCAUCAUCCGUGGGAUGUUGUGACAGGCUGGUUUGUCGGAUUUCUGUUUGCCUUCCUGUGCUUCCCUCGUGCUGCUAUGUUACAACCGUAUUUAGUCGCUGGGCUGAAACGACCGAGUGGGAAGACUCAAACUGUAGCGACAUCAAACCCAGUACCCGGUACAGCAACAGCAGAGGGUCCUACAGUGUUUGUGUAGCGUGUGCGUUGCCCUAUUAAUAUUUCAUUAACGUACGAUUGUAAUGAUAUUAGUAUGGUAGAUCUGGAGAUGUGAAACUUAUCAGGUCAAUAAUCCCAGUGAUCCAUUGAGAGUUGGAAUACGGGUCACCACAUCAAAGUACAAAGCUUCGGAUAUUGGAAACAAAGAUAGAACGUAUCGCAUCAACCGCAAGACUUCUAGAUGCGAAUAUAUUCUCAUCCUUUCAUUCUUAGUUUGUGAACCCUGGUUACCAUGCUACUCCGGCUGGCAUUGAUACAGUUUGGUCGAGUUGCUACUUCGAAUAAGGAUAUGAUGUGCAUUACUUGUUUUAUUUAACGUUUUUCACGGCAUCACUUGGGGUUUUCACGUUUUUCACGCUUGCUGGAUCUCCCAUCUGAGUCUAUCUACUCGCCCUGCUUGUACAACUCUGGUACGGCUGUCACAGUACUAUCUACAGCUUCAACAGGUGGUCCAUCAUAACGUUUUGGUCGGGACUUUUUUACGAUGUAUAUGAGCGAUGUUAUGCCAUACCAAUAUGUAGGGGUUGAGCCUGUUGCUUUAAGUUUAUAUUGAUAGGAGAGCCAAUUCUCUCACAAGACGUUCUUUGCACAUCCAUGUAAAUGGGUUAUGGCGAAGUACUAGGCCAGCACAUACUGUGUGUGUUAUUUUGCAAUUGGGUGGAGGCCAAUUCAUGCGAUGAUUCCAUCGUAUAUAUCGACAAUCUUCAUUGGCCAUAUAUACUCUGAAUAUCAAUCUUCUGUUCUGGAGUGUCGAUCAGAAAAAGUUAAAGAACUAUCAUUAUAACUAUAAAUUUAUAUGGUGUCGCCAUAUCAUGAACCGAUACAAAGAGGACGUCCAUUGCAAGGUCAAAGAAAUAUAACGGAUUUCACACAAGUGAUCGAUACAGAUGCUAUACUAUGCUGCCGACCUUGGCGAGCUCUAUCUCAUGUCAACGUGUAGGGGUGCAGGCGCUAAAAAGGCUUCUAAGGCCAUUUGGGACUUCGAAGCUUCAGUUGAAAGGUGAUGGCUGAUAAAUGUAGUCAUGAAUGAUGAUACCAGAAAC
Molecule: messenger RNA, 1327 nt
Organism: Sphaeroforma arctica JP610
Lineage: Eukaryota; Ichthyosporea; Ichthyophonida
Exons: 2
Coding region: 1-264 (87 amino acids)
Source: RefSeq, a predicted model, not a curated record